AUGAAUUUGCAACAUCCGACGCUGUUGCUAGCACUUAUUGCUCUGACAUGUUGUUACGUGAUUUGUACGAAAAUGGAAAGGGCACAGUAUCCAGGAAUUUUCGGUGGUUCAUACGGCAAAGUCAGGAAGUGGUGGAGAGCGGAAUAUCAUGGACACAGGCCAAGACUGUCUAAUCAAUGGCGUAGCAAAGAAGAUGUGGACAUUGUUCCUGAGCCAUCGACCAAUCGAGCUUCAAACUUGAUGAUACCUGGUGAUGUACUUUAUGAGGUACCCGAUGAUGGCAGUAAAUUGGGUCUGAAAGCAUAUGAUAUGGGUGGACGCAAGAAUAUUUUGGCAGGAAGCAAAUAUAGGGGGAAGUAUCCAUCAGGAAAAAGGAAAAAGUUGAUCCGUCAAAGUGUGUGGGACAGAAAGACGGGUGGACCAUGUGAACGAUGGUAUCUGUUGUGCCGUAAUGGAAAAGCGAAGAAAAUUUUUUGUGCUAAUGAGAUGUAUUGGAAUGGUGAUAAAAAUCGUUGUGAGCCAAAGACCAAUAUUGUCUAUUGUCGGUUGAAGUUUGACUGUUCUGGAAUGGAUGAUGGUAUUUACGUCAACGGCUGUUCGAAUGUCUACUGGUUUUGUAACAGUGAGAUUGCAUCACUUUCCAAGUGUCCAAAUGAUUUAUACUUUAGUAUCAGUAAGCUAAAAUGUGAUCUCAAAGAACGGAUACCAGCAUGUGGGGGGAUCAAUGAAAAUGAAAUAAAAUCCAUCAUCUCUCAGAAGAAAAUUUCCAGGAAGUCAAGACAGGACUGGAAGGAACAAGUUACUCACAAGAUGUUGGAGUCUGACCGGAAACAAGGCGUUUGUGAAGAGCUGAAAGACGGGAAAUAUGCCAUUGGUAAAUGUUAUGGGAAGUUUCUUUUUUGCGUCGAUGGAAAGAGUUUGGUCGUUAAUUGUCACAACAAUCAGCUGUAUUCCCCUGAACUUCAGCAGUGUACAGAUGCUAUAAAUUUACCGUCUUGUCGAGAUUUUACGAGUCUGGAAACAACUACAGUUGCUGGAUAUUCUGUUUCAUGUUCUUCGCUUCCUGAUGGGACCUAUGAGAUGGGAGACUGUGAAAAAAGCUUUUCAAUUUGUCGUAAUGGAGUGGGAAGUAAUGCUUCAUGUGGCCCGGGUCUCGUGUACAAUGGACAAACAGGACACUGCGAUUAUGAAUUCAACGUUGAGAAGUGCCCACAGUUUAAAAAAAAUGAACCGAAAGAACAUGAAUUAGAUUUAGCACAUACAGGAAUCGUACACAAAGUAAUGGGACCUUACCGACAGCAAAAUGUUUGUCAAAAGUGGGAAAAUGGCAUGUAUGCAAUUACAAAAUGCUACGGGAAGUACCUUUUCUGCAUUGAUGGCAGAGCUCUUGUUGUUGUUUGCAGCGACGGACAACUAUUCUCACCUGAACAUCAGCAGUGCAUGGACAUUGAAAAGUUACCUUCUUGUGCUCAUUUUGCUAAACCGGAAACAACGACUACUCCUGGGUAA
Loa loa (African eye worm) is the source of this 1509-nucleotide messenger RNA. RefSeq lists its product as hypothetical. The record is from RefSeq and is a predicted model, not a curated record. Gene Ontology annotation, cellular component: extracellular region. Gene Ontology annotation, molecular function: chitin binding. Lineage: Eukaryota; Metazoa; Nematoda; Chromadorea; Rhabditida; Onchocercidae. The transcript has 10 exons. The coding region runs from base 1 to 1509 and encodes 502 amino acids.